This is a messenger RNA of Schistocerca serialis cubense, 509 nucleotides long. Its product is annotated as ejaculatory bulb-specific protein 3-like. Bases 28 to 450 code for a protein of 140 amino acids. The transcript is spliced from 2 exons. The record is from RefSeq and is a predicted model, not a curated record. Lineage: Eukaryota; Metazoa; Arthropoda; Insecta; Orthoptera; Acrididae.
GCAGCUUCGCAGACACGGCUCUCAGAGAUGGCCCGUUGCUCGUUCGUUUUGCUCGCCGCCGCGCUGGCGCUGGUCGCAGCCCGGAGCCGCCUGCCCUCCCAGCUGGACGACAUCGACGCGGACGAGGCGCUGGCAGACCCGGCCAGGCUGGACGCCGCCGUCAGCUGCUUCCUCAGCGACGCCGACCACGACUGCAACAUCAGGUCCUGGGUCGCCAAGAGUGAGUCUCUCUCCUUCAAUCUCUCCCCAAAGUGUCUGAUUGCGGAGAUGGUGAAGACCAACUGUGGUGUGUGUUCAGAAGGACAGAAGGCCGACAUCACCAAAUUCCUGGCGUUCAUUUCCAAGAAUAAGCCACAGGAGAUGAGGCAGCUGCUCGCCAGAUACGACCCCAAUGGCGAAGCUCUGGUCAAGUUUGGCGACGGCUGGAGGCAGAAGGGCAUCAGCGUCUGAAGAUGCAGUAAUUCGCACCGACUUUAGCACUGAAUAACUCUAAGACUCCAUGUGUAUCA